AUGCCACCGCCUCCAAGCACCCCGGAAGGCGCCCCCCUCGCCGACUACUUCUGGAUAGCCGGUGUCGAUGGUGCAGAGAUCCUGGACACCUUUCAGAGAUUGGGAGAAGAUUACCGUGCCAAUGGCACCGCAUCACCAGGCCCUGCGCUCGCAGACACCAUUCAGGAGGACGCCGAUGCGGAGGAGGAACACAACCCGGAUGGGUUCACCCGACCAAACUCGACGCUCUUCACCGGUGUCAGUCACAGGGGCUCUUCUCAACGACUAUCAACACUGUCGAAGAACUCAGAGGGAGCAAAUGGGGCUGGCAGUAACAGUAACCGAAGCAGCAUGACCGUCAAGGGUGGCUCGUCGCCCCUGCGUGCCCCGAAUCUGUUCUCUGAGGACUUCGAUUUCGACUCCGCGCUGUACAAGUUCGCCAAUGAGCGGGAAUCUUUUCUGACCGAUUUGAGCUUGAGCGCUGGCGCCAUUACCCCGAAUACCCGCCCGCGAUCCAGGGUUCGCACGCAGAAGAUCGUCUCCGAGGAUUCGCCCUCGGCUGGCGGUAACUUGCUGAGGUCGGGUAUUGGGAGCGUGCGACGAUCCUUUCGGGAUAUGAAUAGUAUGAAGCGGCAGCCGUCGAUUGCUCGUCAGGGUGAGAGCCCCCCUUCAACCCUAUCUCCAGGGUCGUGGCCGGGACUUUCUGUGGACACACUAGCUAACAAUGGAUCGUCUUCAGCUUCGGUGCGAACUUCUCGGCGACUCAGCAACUACAACUCGGUAAUUCCUGUCCCGCAACCCCUCGAGAUAUCCCCCACAAUGCACCCGUUGAAACGACGAUUCGAGCCCGUUCUCCUCGACCGAUACCCCACACGCGGCAUGCCGGACGAGAUGAAGCUGCGCGGCAAUUUCCCCGACUACGUUCCUAUGUUCGCUUUUCCGAAUGAUGUCAACAUCGUCUCCUCCGAUCAGCGACCGCGCUCUACCUGGCACGGAUUCGCUAUGACAACAGACAAUGGCUCCAGGCUGCACGCCAUCUGUGUGCUUGUCUGGAUACCCCUCAACCCAAAUGCUGCAGAGGAGCUCGAGAAGCGCUGCGAGGAAUGGCGGAGGGACAACAUGACAGACGAAGAGCGUGAGCUGGCUGCGAGCUUGGGCGAACGAUUGGCAUCAGAGCGGGCCAAAUUAUCCAGGCUCCUAGCUCAGCUGCCGACUGUUCAGUCAGGGUCAGAAUCCCGCGAACAGCUCGAAGAUGAUAUCAGCGCCGUGGAGGAGAAAAUCGGGCUAAUGACCGAUCUUCUUCGUCCGGUCCGGCACGGCGCAGCCUCCAAGAUCGAGGGUCUGACCGAUGGUGAUACUGGAUUCUGGAUUCCCCGUGCGUACGGUAUCCUGGGCCGAGAGAGCACAAUGACGAGCUUCUGGAAGGAAUGGCUCAAGGCUGUCGUGGUGCCAAUGACGGAAAGCAGUGUACAGCACGUGCCUCCACCCUCACCGCGCAUGGGUGUAUGGCAGCCGCUAGAGCGAUAUGUGAUGAAUCUCUGCACAGAAGCGUUCUGUCCAAUAUCUUCGAAGACUCAGGUCGAGAUUGCGAUUCGUGAGCUGCGGUUGUUCGCACGCAAAGAUGCACCCAAUGAGAUCCCAGGUUCCCGGAAUACCGAUCUCUAUGCCUUGUUCCGAACUUUGUCGGUUCCAAAUAUUAUCAUUCUCUUUGAGUACGCUCUUACUGAAUCCCGUAUCAUCUUCUUGUCUUCCCACACCUCCAUGCUCUAUCUCGCGACCAGAGCGUUGGUCGAUCUUUUGUUCCCGCUGGAAUGGACAGGCGUUCUCAUUCCCGUCCUUCCCGCACGCUUAAUCCAGGCUCUCGAGGCCCCUUGCCCAUACAUCGUGGGUAUCGAGCGUCGGUAUGAGAAGGUGGAGCUGCCUACGGACGACUUUGUCCUGGUUGAUUUGGACAACAAUAUGAUCGAAAGCACCAUUCAACCGACUUCACUUCCUCGUCAUCAGCGCAGGAAGCUCCUCUCUUUGUUGCAACUAGCUGCCCCUCAGCACGGUCGAUGCCACGUCCCUACCGGGCCUCCUGCAUAUGCAAUCGAGACAUACCCAUGGGACUCGUUCAUGUCAGAGAGCAAGGCCACUUUCACAUCCAAAGCGCCCGCAACCAACCUCGCGAAAUAUGUCGGUCUGAACUCCAGUGCAUUCGGUGCAUCGGCCGUGACGCCAGGCUCUUAUACACCUCCCAUCUUUAACGUCUUCCUCCACGCCCGAGCCGAGGGCGGCCCCUCUCGUGGAUACUCAUCUCGCGGUACUGAGCGCCCAGGGACCAGCUCCACUCUGAGAGUAAGUGCCUCCCCGCCAUCCCCGAGAGAGAAUUCGCCUACCUCUGGCUUCUUCCCUCCUCCAACUUCCUCUUCGCGCAAUGAUUCCGGUAUGGCAUUGCAAGCUUCAUUGCGCGAGAAGCGUUCCGGCCAUUUCGAUGCCGCCUCGCGCCGAAGCUCGUCGUUUGGAAUGGGUCGACGUCCAAGUGCCCCGUUCCUGGGUCAUGCUUCAAAUCUCUCAUUGAGCACUCUCAAUACUGACUACGGUGCCGGAUCCACAUAUGCGCCAUCUGUGUACGCGCAAUCUACCAUCGCUGCAUCCACGAUUGUCCCUCAGUCCACAUACCAACCCGUUGGCAAUAACGAGGGCACUUGCUGGGCUGAAGGUCACUAUUUCCAAGUCCAACCCUGGGAUGACAAGUUGACAUGUGCUAUCUGUGAUGAACUGGCCGAGGAAAAUAUGUACAAGUGCUCUGCAUGCAGACUGACAGUCCACAACCGCUGCGCAUCCAUGGUGUGUCUGCCGUGUGAUGCUGCCUUCCAUCCGGAUCAGAUUCGUGCGGCGUUUGUCAGAUGCUUUGCCAGCUUGUUCUACACGUAUAAGAAGUUCCUGGUGCCUGCCAGUGGCGAUAAGAAGAAGUCCGGUAUGUUUUACAAUUUUAACAUGGACGCUUUCAUGAAGAGCCUUCCAAGUGAGCACGCCGAGUAUAUCGCAAUUCUACAGCAGACACAAGGAUUCAAUGAGUUCAUCAGUGACCGUGAGCGAACAAACCCGAAAACCAAGGAUCCGCGCAUGACCCUGUUCGACGAGAUUGUUCUUUCGAAGCGUAACCGCGGCCGCACAUCCAUCUUCUCCGGCCGUUCCACAACAGACUUCCUCUCUGACACCUCGAACCAUAUAUGGCGUACAGCCAACGCUACCUUCUUCCCCCCAAGCAGCCGCAGCCAGCAGAAUAUUUCAUCCGACUACGGUAGAGGAGUUCGCACAAGAGCACCGGCAAAUCUAGAUCCUAGCCUGAUGACAGAACCCCGCAUGAUCCACGGUGCGCCACGGGUUUCCAAGACGGCAAAUACUGCUCGUAGAAAGCCGUUGCCUAAACUGAUGAACGGGCUCGCCGUCUCUCCGCCCAGUUAA
Penicillium psychrosexuale is the source of this 3429-nucleotide messenger RNA. Its product is annotated as dDENN domain protein. Gene Ontology annotation, cellular component: cytoplasmic vesicle. Bases 1 to 3429 code for a protein of 1142 amino acids. The transcript has 5 exons. Lineage: Eukaryota; Fungi; Ascomycota; Eurotiomycetes; Eurotiales; Aspergillaceae. Gene Ontology annotation, biological process: regulation of Rab protein signal transduction. The record is from RefSeq and is a predicted model, not a curated record.